This is a messenger RNA of Magallana angulata, 704 nucleotides long. RefSeq lists its product as uncharacterized. Lineage: Eukaryota; Metazoa; Mollusca; Bivalvia; Ostreida; Ostreidae. The coding region runs from base 300 to 704 and encodes 134 amino acids. The transcript has 2 exons. The record is from RefSeq and is a predicted model, not a curated record.
AAUUUGCUAAAAUAAUUUUAACAUAAUCUUGCUUUUUUAUGGCUGUUUUAACAAAGCAUUCAACUCAUAUUGGGUAAUGUUGUACGCUGCCAGAAGUAAUAUAGAUGGAUGGUUUUACUUUAUGAAGAUAUUUGAUCGAUUGAAUUUAUUUACAUGGUUUUUAUUCAUGUUCGGUUGAAACCCACGUGAGGGUAUGAUAGUAAGAACAGAAUGCAGAUGUACUCAAAAACCGUCCAUUUUAUCCGUUAAGUAUUUACUAUUUUUGCUAAUUUUAAUUAUUUCUUAUUAUUCCGAGCAAAAUGCCCAAAACAAAAAAAACGGAUUUGUCAGCGACGAGGGGCCAGCGUGGGGGCCGGAGACGACAGAGGCCCGAGAGGGCAGGGCGUGCAAGCAGCAGCACAGCAGCAGAGCAUGUAGCGCAACCUCCAGUGGAGAAUCAGAUGGUGGCUUCCCAUUCCCCUCAGCCCUCCACAGCACCCAUGAUGGUGGCGCCAUCCAUCACGGUGGCAGGACCAACAGAUGCUAUUGGCUCAUCCCAGCAAGAAUCGACAGAAAUGGCACAAGCUGUACACUGGUUCAUCAAAACGGCUACACUGGAUAACGUCGCGGUGAAAAAAUCCAUAUGGCGUAUUUCGACCGCACCUCAACACAAAUGGAAGAGUCGACACAUAUUCUACGCUCAUGACGUCAUAUUGGACAGUUGA